Carica papaya (papaya) is the source of this 1067-nucleotide messenger RNA. The record is from RefSeq and is a predicted model, not a curated record. NCBI's taxonomy places the organism in Eukaryota, Viridiplantae, Streptophyta, Magnoliopsida, Brassicales, Caricaceae.
AUAAAAGAGUUCAUCAUGAAGAAAAUGAAAAAGAAGAAAAAGAAAUUGGGUAGAAAGAUAAAAGGGUUUUUGGGAGGAAGCUGACAGAGCAUCACCCAACCUGUUAUUCCUCCAAACAUACCCUUCCAUGUGCUACUUUCAACAUUCUUUUGGCUUUUUCUUCAGACCCCUUUUCUCUUUUAACUAUGCUUUUGCCUGUCUCCUCACAAACACUUCACCAAAGUACUCCUCUUAGAUUGGCCACUCAACAUUUUCUCUAUGGACUUUCCCAACUUAUCUGCUGAUUCUCUCAUUCCUUCUUUUAUUUUUUUUAAAUCAUUUGGAAUUUCCUUGAACCACUAAAUCUUCAUUGAUUAAUUCAAGCACCAUCCCCAACACCCUAUAUAUAUAUCUACGCACCCAUUUCACCAUCUUAGUACACUUCCAUAACAAACACUGCUACUACUAUCACUACAACUACUUGAAAAAGAGUGUGCCAGACCAUCUCUCUACAUAUCACCUCAAAUGGGUAGGGACAACAGUGAUCCUAUCAUGAUCCAAUCCUCCAUUGCUCUACUGCAAGAGAGGUUUAGACAGUUGCAGAGAGUGAAGGAGAUGAGAGAAGAGCGGGAGCUACUAAAGAAUCUCAUCGAAACAAAACAACAAACACCUGGUAUGCAUUACAACGAGCCAUCAUCGCAGUUGUUCUUUCACUUCCUUCCUCCGAGGUCACCGCCUCCAUCUCUCUCUCUUGACUCACAGAUCAAAGUUUCAGGGUUUGACAAAAGUGUGGACUCACCACUUCUGAUGGGUCUUUGGCCUAAAGAGAAACCAGCCUUCACCAUGAAUAGAUUUGAUGGGUCUGACCCUGAUGAAGAUGUUGACACUUCUCUUCAUCUGUAAACCAAAAAAAAAAAAAAAGAAGGAGCUUUAUAUACUACUUCGUUAACGGUAAUAUUGUAAUAUUGGAAGAGUUAAUGUGUUAGUGAUGAUACCAUGAGAGAAGAGUGAAGUUUGUAUGAAGAUGUUCGUCAUGUGUUAGUUCUAGUUAGCCGAUUAUCAGUAAAGGGUGGUCAAGUGUUCUAAGA